AGCCACAGCGUGGACCUCACGGCGCUGGGGAAGCACGGGGAGGUCUACACAGAGGGUAGGGCCCCUGCCCCUUGCCUGCAACACAGGCGAGUGCAUGCCUGGUGCCCAGCUGCACCUGCGCCAGGCUGGGCUUUGGCACCCUCUUACCCUACCAGGGCCCUUCGCCUGCCUGGCCUGGUCCCACGCAGAGACGCAGCUGCUCUACGUGGCUGAGAAGAGUCGGCCCAAACCACAGCCCGCCUGCCCCUGGGAUGUGCCGGGAGCCACCAGGCUAGCAGAGGAGGAUGAGGAUGAGGAGGGUGAGCAGUUCGUGUACUGCGAUAACUGGGGGGAGGCGCUGAGCACCCGCAGCGUGCCCGUCCUCUGCAUCCUGGACAUGGAGGGCAGCAGCGUCUCAGUGCUGGAGGGCAUCCCGGAGCACCUCUCCCCUGGCCAGGCCCUGUGGUCCCCGGAUGAUCGUGGUGUGGUGUUCGUGGGCUGGUGGCAUGAGCCCUUCCGCCUGGGGCUGAGUGCCUGCUCCAACAGGAGGUCAGGAAUUUUCCACUUGGACCUGGCCAGUGGGCACUGUGAGCUGCUGUCGGCUGAGCACGCUGCCGCCUGCUCCCCCCGGCUGAGCCCCGAUGGCCGGCGCCUGCUCUACCUGGAGGGGUGCCUGGGGGGGCCCCACCGGCAGUGCCUGCGCCUGCGCAUGCUCACCUGGCUGACAAAGCAGACGGUGACGGUGCUUGAUGUGGUGCAGGAGCCCACAGAGGCCUUUGCCGGGCUCUACGGGGAGGCGCUGCCGCUGCGGUGCUGGGCAGCCGACAGCCGACGAGCCGUGCUGAGCACCCCGCAGCGGAGCCGCACGGACCUGCUGCUCGUGGACACGGAGGCGACCACUGUAACCAACCUGACAGCAGGGUCACCUGAAGGGUGCUGGGAGCUGCUCACCCUCCAGUGGGACUUGCUGGUGGCCACCUGCUCGGCCCCGCAUCGCCCCCCAAACCUGGUGGUGUCGGUGCUGCCGCCGGCUGGCCGGGAGCUGCCCCUCUGCUGGGUGCCGGUGGAGAACACCCCAACGCUGCCCGGUGUCACCUGGAAGACCCUGACAGUCUGGCCGCCCUGCAGCAGGCAGAGCCCCACCGCACAUGGAGCCCAGGCCUUUGAGGCCCUGCUGCUGAGCCCGCCGGACAGCACUGCACCGCACCCCCUAGUCGUGUGUCCUCACGGUGGCCCCCACGCCGUCUUUGAUGCCCGCUGGCGCCCGAGCAUGGCUGCGCUGUGCCGCCUGGGCUUCGCCGUGCUCCUGGUGAACUACCGCGGCUCCCUGGGCUUCGGCCAGGCCAGCAUCAGCUCUCUGCUCUCCUGCGUGGGUGAGCAGGACGUGGAGGACACCCAGCUGGCGGUGGAGCAGGUGCUGCGCAGUGAGCCCCUGGACCCGCACCGCCUAGCCCUGCUGGCUGGCUCCCACGGAGCCUUCAUUGCCCUCCACCUCCUCACCCGUGAGCCUGACCGCUACCAUGCCUGCGCCCUGCGCAGCCCCGUUUCCAACCUGCUGGCACUGCUGGGCACCUCCGACAUCCCCGACUGGCGCUAUGCCUCCCUGGGGCUGCCCUACUCCUUCGAGCGGGUGCCCCGCGUCGAGGAGGUGGCCACCAUGCUGCUGCGCUCGCCCAUCGCCCAGGCGGCCCAGGUGCGGACACCAGUGUUGCUGUGCGUGGGCGCCCGGGACCGGCGCGUCAGCCCCACGCAGGCGCUGGAGCUGUACCGUGUGCUGCGGGCCAGGGGGGUGCCGGCGCGGCUGCUGUGGUACCCGGAUGGCGGCCACGCGCUGGCUGGUGUGGAGACAGAGGUCAACGUCUUCGUGAACUGCGCCCGCUGGCUCCUCCGGCACCUGGGGCAGCCCCGGUGGGGUGUGACGGGACAGCACAGCUCCUAGCACCCGUGGUGGCCCGGUGGCUGUGCCAGCCCCAGGGCGACCACUGGCCCUGGGACCACCCCAGGCCCAGAGGUGGAUGGAGCAAGCAUAGCCAGCGGCAGGAUGGGACGUGGGCUGGGGUGUGGGGCUAAAUAAAUGUGUGAG
This is a messenger RNA of Athene cunicularia (burrowing owl), 2062 nucleotides long. Its product is annotated as acylamino-acid-releasing enzyme-like. The record is from RefSeq and is a predicted model, not a curated record. Gene Ontology annotation, molecular function: serine-type endopeptidase activity. The transcript is spliced from 17 exons. NCBI's taxonomy places the organism in Eukaryota, Metazoa, Chordata, Aves, Strigiformes, Strigidae. Bases 95 to 1918 code for a protein of 607 amino acids. Gene Ontology annotation, biological process: proteolysis.